This is a messenger RNA of Crotalus tigris (Tiger rattlesnake), 3249 nucleotides long. Its product is annotated as synaptotagmin-15-like. Gene Ontology annotation, biological process: cellular response to calcium ion; regulation of calcium ion-dependent exocytosis; calcium-ion regulated exocytosis. The transcript has 8 exons. NCBI's taxonomy places the organism in Eukaryota, Metazoa, Chordata, Lepidosauria, Squamata, Viperidae. Gene Ontology annotation, molecular function: calcium-dependent phospholipid binding; phosphatidylserine binding; calcium ion binding. The record is from RefSeq and is a predicted model, not a curated record. Bases 617 to 1855 code for a protein of 412 amino acids.
ACUGAGUUGGCUUUUUUGGCAGCUGCAGCACACUAUGGAUGAGGCUUGAUUUAAUGUGAAAGCCAAAGCAAGAAUAAUUCAUUAGAGUUUGCUCUUCUGCUCCACUUCUCCAUCCCAGACAGUUGAGGUCAGAAGGAUGCUUCAGAGCCAGGAGCUAACUCCUCUCUUUCCAGGAAGAAAGAGGGAGCUGCUGCCCUGCUGGGCUCAUUUGCUACCUCCUCCCUUGAAUUGGCAGCUUCUCCCAAGCCCUGAAACAUUGAGGAGCUGGUUUUUGACCAGGAGGAGGAGCUGGUUCUUCAACAGCCAAAGGCAGGCAGGGACGGACUGAAUGGAGUUCUUGCAGCUUUCGUCUCUCAGAUCAAUCACAGGUAUAUCAGAUCUGAAGGAGGCUGUGGGGAGAAGAGGAACUGCAGCUGAGAAGAAGUCUUACUGCUCCCGCUGCUGCUGCUGCUGCUACCACCACCACCACCUCAGAUACAUCAGAGGAGAGCAGAAGAGGACAACUGCGAGGGAAAAGUGGUGCGUUGAAGAGUUGGGUCCAAGAUGGAAUUGAAGCUCUGAUCUGCAGUGCAACGGAAGAUCCUGAGAACUUCACAGUUUCUCCUGCCUAGGUGCCAUGUCUGAACAGGCAGUUGCUGUGGCUGGUGGGAUAGUAGCUGGACUUCUGCUUCUGGUCCUUCUGGGACUAGCCGCCUACCUCUUUUGGAAGAGUAAAUAUCUCAAGGGCUCUUAUGAAGAACUGACUGAUCCAGUCACCCCGGUUCUGCAGGAGCCAGAUGUUGCUCAAUCAACUUCAGUUCCUCCUCAAAAUGCCAGAGCAAAAAGUGUUCCUUUCAUUGUCCCGCCCAAAUUUCAUCGACAAGGGUGGGCCGAUGUGCUAAACGGAGAACAAAUUCAAGAGGAGAAUGAACUUUACGUUACUCCAGAUUCUGCACCCCGAUCGUCUUUCCAUUCUUUAGCUGGAGCAUACCUUGGAGGGACCAUCAAUCCAGAACUCUACCGUUUUCCGGAAGACGAGAGCGAGACGGACUUCCCGGAAGGAAAUAUUGGCCGGCUUUGGUUCUCCGUGGAAUAUGACAAAGAGUCCGAAAGGCUACUAGUCUCCUUGAUUAAAGCCCGGAAGCUGCAGCCUCCUUCUGGAUCCUGCAACCCCUUGGUGAAGAUCUACCUGCUCCCAGACGAAAGGCGUUACUUGCAAUCCAAAACAAAGCGCAAAAAUUUCAAUCCUCAGUUUGAGGAGGAUUUUGUUUUCCAGAUUUCAAGUGCUGUUUUAUUUCAGAGGACGCUGAAGUUCUGUGUCUACCAUGUUGAUAAACAGAAGAAGCACAUUCUCCUGGGCCAAGUUAUCUUCCCACUGAAAAAUGAAACUUUGGCUGAAGAUGGAAAGGUUGUGGUCUGGAAAGAUUUGGAACCAGAUAACCUGGAGCCACCUUCUGAACAUGGUGACCUCCAGUUCUCUCUCAGCUACAAUGACUACCUGGCCCGUCUCACGGUGGUGGUGCUGAGAGCGCGAGGUUUAAAGGUCCAGAAAGAGCGAAAUGGUAUUGGUGUGUGUGUCAGAGUGUCACUAAUGAACCACAACCAGCUCAUCAAAAGCAAAAGGACCACAGCAAUCAUUGGAUCCUCCAAUCCGUUGUACAAUGAGACUUUUAGCUUCAAGGUGGACCAGCUGGACCUCGACGCAACCAGUCUGAACUUGUCUGUUCUGCAGGGAGAUGAGACAUCCUCGCUGGGCUGUGUGAUUGUGGGGCCCUUCAUGUACACCCGGGGGAAGGAACUUGAACAUUGGAACGAGAUGAUGAGUAAACCCAAGGAGCUGGUCAAAAGAUGGCAUGCGUUGUCGCUUAGCAGCUGAAAACUCUUACAAUAGAUAGUUUCUAUUUCCAUGGUGGGUCCAUCAGAGGUAAAGUCUGAUUCUAUUCAUCACAGAGGUUCUCGGUCUCAGUGAUCAAAAGGCAAGGGACCACCUUUCUUGAAGAAUCUCAUGCUAGUAGAUUCUCUCAGAUUACCCACUGAACGAAAAUGAGAAGAUUGUUUGAUCCUAAAAACGAGAAGAUCCCCCCCCAUCAAUCACAAGAAACGUGUACCGGACGUAUUGCUGACUUUUGAUGCCUCAACCCCUAGGUUCUGUGAAUUAGUAGAAUAUUUCGGUAUAACUCAAGAGCUGAAAUUAAGGGGUUAAGAGUAUCUAUGUCAGGUUGGUUGCUGUAAUCCCAGAUAAAAGAGUUUAUGAAAUGACCACCUACAAAAGGACUCUUCCAAAAUAACAUUGCGGCACUCCUGCUGAAAGCACGACUAUUGAACUAAAUGGAAUAAACACGUUUAGUUCAUUUUAGUCAUUUAUUUAGUCCUGACUCAGAGUAGUUGUGGUUAAGAUGGCUAAGACACUGUCAACUGGAAAGCCGGCAGCCCUAGUUUGAGACCCAGGCUUGAUGCAACAGGGUGAGCUCCUGUUCCUUGCUCAGCUGCUGCAAGCUAGCAGUUUGAAAGCAUAGAAAUGCGGGUAGAUAAAUAGGUACCACUUUGGUGGAAAUGUAAUGUUCUGUCCCAGCCUAGUUGAACUCCUUGUUAAGUUCACAAGGAGACAACCCCUCUUCAAAUCAAGCAGGCAGAAACUGCAGGACAAACCUAAACCCCUUUUCUUACUCACAGACUUGAGGAAAAAACAAACACAGUUCAUCGCAACUUGAUUCUUAACCUGAACGGUUGCCUUCGGCAGCCAGCACCUCCCACACCUUCUCUUUUAUUAUACAGCCAAGGCGUGGCUUCCUAAUGCCUUCUCCUUUGCCUUUGGAGCCGCCCCAUUGCAUUCCUUUGUCCUGCUCUCUUUGCCUGCCGGCAUUUACGAGCAUCCUGAAUGUCACCCAGCUGUGAGUCAUCACUAUUCCCCUCAGCUUCUCAGCACAGCUGUGUCUCAACCUGAGCGUGAGUAGAGGGGCCAGGCUCCUCGUCAAUUUUCUAAAUCUUGUAGCUCCUCUGACUCUGAUGUCACUCCAGGCCCCUCCUCCUCCUCCUCUCAUCCCUCAGACUCAGCUGCCAGAUCUACGGGCUGGUGAGGAAUCACAACAGGUAAUAGCACUUCAAGUUGUCAUGCUAGCUUCAGGACCUCGGCAAUGUCUUUGAAGUGCUGGCUCAAUGGCUAUGAAAGGGAGAUGAGCACCACUCCCUAGACCAGUGGUUCUCAACCUUUCUAAUGCUGCGACCCCAUAAUACAGUUCCCCAUGUUGUGGUGACCCCCAAUCACUUAUA